AGUAAGUACACUUCCUGCUGUCUCAGAACAUGCAUGGAACGGGAAUAAUAUUUCUAACAACAUAUCCCCAAAGAAGGGAAAUAAUUCAUAUUUUGUUGCAGGUCUGUCCUUAUGAGAUUAAUAGUGAUACAAUUCUACUUUACCAGAUGCACUUUAUAUAUAUAUCGCUUACAAGAGCCAACAUGUUUGCAUGCGUGCUUCAGUUAGCUAAAUGAGCUAGCUAGCAAUAGCUAUUGGAACAUGGAAUGUGAGAAACAUGGAAUCCAAUUUCUGUACUAGGUGAUAACUGUAAUGAAAAGACUACGGUAGUUGUUUGGUCUCUAAGCUAGCUGAAUGUGUCUGGCAACCACCACAAGUUCAUUCACUGUAACUGCACAUCAAUAGUUAACGUUAUCUAGCUAACCACAGCUAGCUAUAGCUAACAUUGACUUGCUCUUCUCAACAACAGUAUCUAGAUGUGGGGGAGAAUCCUGAAUCCUGUGGUGAUUACCAGAGUUCGUCUCACUUGGAGUGCCAGAAGUCUCUUCACCAUGCAGCUGAAGACUACAGAGUUCAAGUCCUUAUUCAGUGAUGGACUGAAUGGCAUAGCAGGUGAGAGCAGGUACAUUUUUGCUACCAACCAAUUUAGCCAUAUCAAAGUCUAGUCAGUGGCACGUAACCUCACAAGCAGAAAGUGGAAGAUGAGAACUGCUCAGAAUAAGUUGAUCCUCGGAAGUUCAAACUAUAUCCCAUAUUUCUACUUAGAGAUUUGUAUUAUUAUUAUUAUUAUUAUUAUUAACCUUUAUUUAAACAGGGAGUCACAUUGAGAGAUAACUAUUUUACAAGGGAGCCCUGUAUACGUUUACAAAAACCCCAACACAUAAAUAAACACAACAGCCCUACAAAACACACUAUAAUAAAACACAUAAUACACAACAUUAAACAUAUUUAAGAAAAGCAAUCGCAUUCUGUAACAGUCUCCAAUCAAUAAUUUAAAAUGCCCCCUCAAGAUAGAUUCUGAGCCUGCCUGGCAGGGUUGGUCCUACAAAGCCAGAGCCCCCUGAUGGGAGAGCAUAAUAUACAAGGAAAUUCUCAAAGCUGCUAAUGAGAACCUUGACGACCUUGUACCUAGUCGGUGGGGAUUCCGGUAGGGUACCCCCACCCAGGUAGUGGCAGCACUGGCUGCAGUAACCCAUGGGGAGGGGGUCACACUCUGACAUUCAGAGAGGGGGCAUAUUAUUGUGGCCCUGUUGGCACAAAAUAAUCAAAGGUCUGACUGCAAAGCGAUGCUUGGGAAAAUGGUCACAACAGGGGACCAGCGUGUGUGUGCUUCAGGUGAAGGGGGUGGAUCUGUUCUCCAUCACUUAGGCCUUGACAUUGGUUAAUCAAAUCUCAAGUUUUUUGCUCGAUCUUGCAUGCUUUCUCAAACAGCUGUAACUGUAUAUGCACUCGUAAAUCAGGUCCUUUCUUGAGUUGGGCUCUGGAAUGUAACAACCGUUGAGCAUCUGAACUUAUGGUUGAUUGUGGGGGAAAGGGGUUGAGUGUGUAAGAGUGUGUGUGUGUGUGUAUCCCUCAUCUGUUGCAAGGGGGUAAGGAUGUUAGGGACAAUAUAGGACAAAAAUGUAAUGCAAUGGCAAUCCUGGUUAUAGGUAACAAUCCUUUGCAUGAACUGCCAGCAUUAUUAUGCAUAUUAAUUGUUAAUGAUGGAAAUUAAGAUACGCAAGAUAUUUGAAUAGAUAUAUAUUUUUAAUAGCUAUAUAUAAAGCAAAAUGAGGUGAGAGCAUUGUAAAGACUUUUAGCGGUUGAUCUGCUUCUGUUCUGUGGGUGGCACUGUGUGUUGUUUUCGAAGGAUGGGUCCGGGCCUAGGGAUCCGAGGGGACGAGGGUGGUCUGCUGGUCACAGGGAUGACAACCCAACUUGGGAUGGGGAAGGGAUUUAGCGGGUGGAAUAGUGGAGAACAAUUGGAGGGUUACUUAGUAGCAAUGCAAAUAUCAUGGUACAGGUAUAUGGACACUCAAUCACUAUGGUAAUUUUUAAUUAGUAACACUCAAUCCAGAAAAUCACAUUGUAGGAUUUUUAAUGAAUUUAUUUGCAAAUUAUGGUGGAAAAUAAGUAUUUGGUCACCUACAAACAAGCAAGAUUUCUGGCUCUCACAGACCUGUAACUUCUUUAAGAGGCUCCUCUGUCCUCCACCUGUUACCUGUAUUAAUGGCACCUGUUUGAACUUGUUAUCAGUAUAAAAGACACCUGUCCACAACCUCAAACAGUCACACUCCAAAUUCCACUAUGGCCAAGACCAAAGAGCUGUCAAAGGACACCAGAAACAAAAUUGUAGACCUGCACAAGGCUGGGAAGACUGAAUCUGCAAUAGGUAAGCAGCUUGGUUUGAAGAAAUCAACUGUGGGACCAAUUAUUAGGAAAUGGAAGACAUACAAGACCACUGAUAAUCUCCCUCGAUCUGGGGCUCCACGCAAGAUCUCACCCCGUGGGGUCAAAAUGAUCACAAGAACGGUGAGCAAAAAUCCCAGAACCACACGGGGGGACCUAGUGAAUGACCUGCAGAGAGCUGGGACUAAAGUAACAAAGCCUACCAUCAGUAACACACUACGCCGCCAGGGACUCAAAUCCUGCAGUGCCAGACGUGUCCCCCUGCUUAAGCCAGUACAUGUCCAGGCCCGUCUGAAGUUUGCUAGAGUGCAUUUGGAUGAUCCAGAAGAAGAUUGGGAGAAUGUCAUAUGGUCAGAUGAAACCAAAAUAGAACCUUUUGGUAAAAACUCAACUCGUCGUGUUUGGAGGACAAAGAAUGCUGAGUUGCAUCCAAAGAACACCAUACCUACUGUGAAGCAUGGGGGUGGAAACAUCAUGCUUUGGGGCUGUUUUUCUGCAAAGGGACCAGGACGACUGAUCCAUGUAAAGGAAAGAAUGAAUGGGGCCAUGUAUCGUGAGAUUUUGAGUGAAAACCUCCUUCCAUCAGCAAGGGCAUUGAAGAUGAAAUGUGGCUGGGUCUUUCAGCAUGACAAUGAUCCCAAACACACCGCCCGGGCAACAAAGGAGUGGCUUCGUAAGAAGCAUUUCAAGGUCCUGGAGUGGCCUAGCCAGUCUCCAGAUCUCAACCCCAUAGAAAAUCUUUGGAGGGAGUUGAAAGUCCGUGUUGCCCAGCGACAGCCCCAAAACAUCACUGCUCUAGAGGAGAUCUGCAUGGAGGAAUGGGCCAAAAUACCAGCAACAGUGUGUGAAAACCUUGUGAAGACUUACAGAAAACGUUUGACCUGUGUCAUUGCCAACAAAGGGUAUAUAACAAAGUAUUGAGAAACUUUUGUUAUUGACCAAAUACUUAUUUUCCACCAUAAUUUGCAAAUAAAUUCAUUAAAAAUCCUGCAAUGUGAUUUUCUGGAUUUUCUUUCCUCAUUUUGUCUGUCAUAGUUGAAGUGUACCUAUGAUGAAAAUUACAGGCCUCUCUCAUCUUUUUAAGUGGGAGAACUUGCACAAUUGGUGGCUGACUAAAUACUUUUUCCCCCCACUGUAUAUAUAUACUGAGAUCAUGUGACAGAUCAUGUGACACUUAGAUUGCACACAGGUGGACUUUAUUUAACUAAUUAUGUGACUUCUGAAGGUAAUUGGUUGCACCAGAUCUUAUUUAGGGGCUUCAUAGCAAAGGGGGUGAAUACAUAUGCACGCACCACUUUUUGUUUAUUUAUUUUUUAGAAUCUUUUGAAACUAGUUAUUUUUUUCAUUUCACUUCACCAAUUUGGCUAUUUUGUGUAUGUCCAAUACAUGAAAUCCAAAUAAAAAUCAAUUUAAAUUACAGGUUGUAAUGCAACAAAAUAGGAAAAACGCCAAGGGGGAUGAAUACUUUUGCAAGGCACUGUACAUAAUGUCACCAUAGUCUAUUACAGGUAGAAUUAUUGUUUGGACCUUCUUCCUUCUAUUUUCAGAACUGAGGCAGGAUUUAUUUCUAUAUAAAAAAAACAAUCAUAGAUCUCAGCUUCUUCGUCAAGUUUUGAAUGUGUGUUUCAAAAGACAACUUGUCAUCAAUCCAGAUACCAUGAGGCCGGGACUUGAGAACCAGGUUUGGAUCAGAAUGUAUUAAUCAGUGUGUCUGCUUAUAUUAUGAUUAAUGAAUUGAGUGAUGCAGGGGUCAAUUCAUUUCAACACUAGACAUCUUAUCUUAUCAUUUAUGCAUGCAUAUCUCCAUAGAGAUCUUUGAGAAGCACAAGUUUGAGCUGAGGAUAGCAGGGGGUGCUGUGAGGGACCUCUUGUCUGGGAAGCGGCCAGAGGAUGUGGACUUUGCGACCACGGCAACACCAGAGGAGAUGAAGAGGAUGUUCCAGACUGCAGGGAUCAGGAUGAUCAACAAUAAAGGAGAGAAGCAUGGGACCAUCACUGCUCGAGUAAGAGUACACAAGAUUACUGUGCAGUUUGACCAGCUAUACAGUCGUGGUCAAAAGUUUUGAGAAUGACACAAAUACUAAUUUUCACAAAGUCUGCUGCCUCAGUUUUGAUGAUGGCAAUUUGUAUAUACUCCAGAAUGUUAUGAAGAGUGAUCAGAUGAAUUGCAAAGUCCCUCUUUGCCAUGAAAAUGAAAUUAAUCCCAAAAAAACAUUUCCACUGCAUUUCAGCCCUGCCACAAAAGGACCAGCUGCCAUCAUGUCAGUGAUUCUCUCGUUAACACAGGUGAGAGUGUUGACGAGGACAAGGCUGGAGAUCACUCUGUCAUGCUGAUUGAGUUAGGUCAUUACAUAACGAUGGUCAUUAUGGCCAAACAGUUUUAUUUUGUUUCAUCAGACCAGAGGACAUUUCUCCAGAAAGUAUGAUCUUUGUCCCCAUGUGCAGUUGCAAACCGUAGUCUGGUUUUUUUAUGACGGUUUUGGAGUAGUGGCUUCUUCCUUGCUGAGCGGCCUUUCAGGUUAUGUCGAUAUAGGACUCGUUUUACUGUGGAUAUAGAUACUUUUGUACCUGUUUCCUCUAGCAUUCUCACAAGGUCCUUUGCUGUUGUUCUGGGAUUGAUUUGCACUUUUCGCACCAAAGUACGUUCAUCUCUAGGAGACAGAAUGCAUCUCCUUCCUGAGCGGUAUGACGGCUGUGUGGUCAAAUGGUGUUUAUACUUGCGUACUAUUGUUUGUACAGAUGAACGUGGUACCAUCAUGUCAGUGAUUCUCUCGUUAACACAGGUGAGAGUGUUGACGAGGACAAGGCUGGAGAUCACUCUGUCAUGCUGAUUGAGUUAGAAUAACUGGAAGCUUCCAGACUGGAAGCUUUAAAAGGAGGGUGAUGCUUGAAAUCAUUGUUCUUCCUCUGUUAACCAUGGUUACCUGCAAGGAAACACGUGCCGUUAUCAUUGCUUUGCACAAAAAGGGCUUCACAGGCAAGGAUAUUGCUGCUAGUAAGAUUGCACCUAAAUCAACCAUUUAUCGGAUCAUCAAGAACUUCAAGGAGAGAGGUUCAAUUGUUGUGAAGAAGGCGUCAGGGCGCCCAAGAAAGUCCUGCAAGCGCCAGGACCGUCUCCUAAAGUUGAUUUAGCUGCGGGAUCGGGGCACAGUGAGGCGAAUACUUUUGGAGGAUGUCCUGGUGUCAAGAACGGCAGCAAAGAAGCUUACUUACUUACUUACUUUAUUGUCCCCAUGGGGAAAUUUUGUUGCAGUGUCAUGUACACAUUUAAAGUGGCGUUAAAUACAAAACAAGAUUGACAAUACAACUUUCAAUAACAGUCACGCACCAAUAAAAGUAAGAAAUAAGAAAUAAAACAUUUAAAACAUUUAAAACAAAGACUAGCCUGCUGGCCUUACGGGGUCAAUGGGAACAUUUGCCCGAGCUAUUUAAGAGGGAUAUCACACCUGGCACAAAUGAUUGUCUCGUUCUAUUUUUCCUGCUGAGGGGUGCCCUAUACCUACGCCCAGAGGGGCAGCAAAGAAGCCACUUCUCUCCUGGAAAAACAUCAGGGACAGACUGAUAUUCUGCAAAAGGUACAGGGAUUGGACUGCUGAGGACUGGGGUAAAGUCAUUUUCUCUGAUGAAUCCCCUUUCCGAUUGUUUGGGGUAUCUGGAAAACACCUUGUCCGGAGAAGAAAAGGUGAGCGCUACAAUCAGUCCUGUGUCAUGCCAACAGUAAAGCAUCCUGAGACCAUUCAUGUGUGGGGUUUCUUCUCAGCCAAGGGAGUGGGCUCACUCACAAUUUUGCCUAAGAACAUAGCCAUGAAUAAAGAAUGGUACCAACACAUCCUCCGAGAGCAACUUCUCCCAACCAUCCAAGAACAGUUUAGUGACGACCAAUGCAUUUUCCAGCAUGAUGGAGCACCUUGCCAUAAGGCAAAAGUGAUAACUAAGUGGCUCGGGGAACAAAACAUCGACAUUUUUGGUCCAUGGCCAGGAAAUUCCCCAGACCUUAAUCCCAUUGAGAACUUGUGGUCGAUCCUCAAGAGGCGGGUGGACAAACAAAAACCCACAAAUUCUGACAAACUCCAAGCAUUGAGUAUGCAAGAAUGGGCUGCCAUCAGUCAGGAUGUGGCCCAGAAGUUAAUUGACAGCAUGCCAGGGCGGAUUGCAGAUGUCUUGAAAAAGAAGGGUCAACACUGCAAAUAUUGACUCUUUGCAUAAACUUAAUGUAAUUGUCAAUAAAAGCCUUUGACACUUAUGGAAUGCUUGUAAUUAUACUUCAGUAUACAAAAGUUACAUCUGACAAAAAAUAUCUCAUAACACUGAAGCAGCGAACUUUGUGAAGACCAAUACUUGUGUCAUUCUCAAAACUUUUGACCACGACUGUACACAAAUAUUCCAGAUCCAGAAUGUGAGACUGAUGUGAUGUUGAAAUGUUGUCUUACGCUACUUUUCUUUCUACAAUCCAAUUUUUAUUACGAUGAGGUGAAGUGUUAAAAGUCAAUGUAGCAUUAAUUCUGCUGUACAGUAGGCCUGUGUGUUUGUGGCUUUGAAACACAUGACAUUUGUCUUCAUCUCUAGCUUCACAAUGAGAACUUUGAAGUGACCACACUGCGCAUAGAUGUUCAGACGGAUGGACGGCAUGCAGAGGUAGAGUUCACAACAGACUGGCAGAAAGAUGCAGAGCGCCGAGACCUCACCAUCAACUCCAUGUUUUUAGGUGUGUUUAUAGUAUAUUUUCACCCCUUCUGAAAUGAAUGCCAAACUUGAUAUUAGAAGGGGGGGGGGGGAAACAUGUCUUAUUUGAUUUCUGACUGAACAGGGUUAGAUGGGACCCUAUAUGAUUACUUCCAAGGAUAUGAGGACCUCAAGAACCGAAAAGUUCGGUUUGUUGGCAGUGCUGAGCAAAGGAUUCAGGAGGACUACUUGAGAAUAUUACGAUACUUCAGGUAAUCCAGUGUUGUCUGGGGUGUAAAUGGGACAGGUGUUUGUUGUAUUUGGCUAACAAAUUAAACUUUAGUAUAUGAGGGUUUCCGCAUGUUAUUUUUGUCCUUACUUGUGUAUAUCUCCCGGUCUGCCCCCAGGUUUUAUGGUCGGGUAUCAGUAAAGGCAGGGGAACAUGACCCUGCUACCUUGGAGGCGAUCAGGGAGAACGCCCGUGGCCUGGCAGCCAUAUCAGGGGAGCGCAUCUGGGUUGAGCUGAAGAAGAUGGUGGUGGGCAACCAUGCUGCCCACCUUCUAAAGGUCAUGUAUGAGCUGGGCCUGGCUCAGUUCAUAGGUGAGGGAGAAAGCCCUGUUUGCUAGUGUUAGAAAUUGCGUAAUUCAAAUCUGGUAUUGGAAUAAGAAUCAAGAGAUCUUCUAUCCAAUCUUAAUUUAUUAUAUGCAAAAUGUAUGUAUGAUAAGUAUGAAGGUUCGUAUAUACGGGUCCACUGAAAUACCUCGCAGGGCACUCAGAGAACUAAACCAUUGUUUACAGAUUCUUUCUCAAAUACUCUGACAGAGAGUUCCCACCUCUUCUGUUGGCCAAUCAGAGUAAAGGACUGAGUGUGGUUUAGACUUUACUCAGCCAAUCCGUUGGCGCACGGGUUAGUCCCAACCCCUUGGCGCUCCACCCCUUGGCGCUCCACCGUUCCCAGGCAUAAGUUGCUAUCAUAAUAACCUGUAGAGUCAGCACCCAAUCUGUACUCUAUGUACCUACGUUCAAGGACGGUUUCACAGACAACAAAGAGAGUGUUCGUAUCUGUAAGAAAUACAAGUCUUAUCUGUCCUACCCCUAACGUUCCUUACAUGAAUCACAGCCUGUUAUGUGAAACAAUUUAUAUCAGUAUAGUACAAACCUAUGCUUAUCAUUAAUGCAUUCCUUCUAAGUUAUUCAUCACAUACAGAUCCAAUUAUGAGAAAAAUAGAACCCAACACUAGGAACAAUGGUAUGGGGAGUCAUGCAUGUUGGAGUCAUGUAACCAAUUAUAGUAACCAUACAACCAAUUAUAGUAACCAUGCAACCAAUGACAUAAAGCAUACCUCAAUGCACUAUAUUUAGGGCGUCCCGGUGACAGACCACUAGAAAUGUUCUCAGCUAGAGCAUAGGUCUUUUUAGAUGGUAUCAUAAUUAUAGUUGUGUAAGAGUUGUACUUUUAUUCCCAGGUUUACCUGCAGAGGGCGACGUGGAGGAGAUGAAGCGGGUCUGGCAGCAUGUGAAGGACCAUUCUCCCAAGCCCAUGACUGUUCUGUCUGCCCUGUUCCGCUGCUCUGAGGAGGUGGAGAAGAUGGACCUGAGGCUGAAGGUCUCCAGGGAGGAGAAGAACCUGGCUCUGUUCCUGGUCAAACACAGACGGGACCUCCAUAAGUCCCAGGAUGAUCCAGACAGCCUGAAGCCCUACACUGACUUUAUCAUAGAUGUAAGCACGGCCAUCACAAGACAAAAUGAGUUGAUUUGAAUAACACUUAGUGUAUUUAAAUUAAGACUGUCAAAAUGGUGUCCUUUUUGGAACUGAGUGCCAUGAAGCCCAACCUGACAGAAGCAUAUGGUCUGGUAGAUAAUUUCUAUGUAUCUUGUUUGCAGAGUCGGGAGGUGGAUGCUCAGAGUAAAGUAUGUGAACUGCUCAAGUACCAGGGGGAGGACAAGUUAUUGGCAGAGAUGAGCAGAUGGUCCAUUCCUCGCUUCCCUGUGAGUGGGCACGACUUGAGGAAGAUGGGCAUCACCUCGGGCAAGGAGAUUGGCACUAUCCUACAGAACCUACGAGAUGUGUGGAAAAGGAGCCGUUACCAGAUGGACAAAGACGAGCUGCUUUGUCAUGUCAACAAGACAUAA
Coregonus sp. 'balchen' is the source of this 9163-nucleotide messenger RNA. NCBI's taxonomy places the organism in Eukaryota, Metazoa, Chordata, Actinopteri, Salmoniformes, Salmonidae. The record is from the annotation of a GenBank genome assembly.